CCUUGCGGCGGGAAGAUGGCGGCCGCCAUGGCGGCGGGGCUGAGCAGGCUGGGCCGCGGGGCCAUGGAAUCGCUGCUGCGUCCCCCCAGAGCUGUUCCAGCCUUCCUCGUUGUCCCUGUGAGGACGAAGCGGAGACUUUUUGUCCCCGAGUGGGCCCGGGAGCUGCCCCAUGAAGAGAAGGAGAAGAGGCUGCAGUCUUUGAUCAGAACGCUUCCUGAGGAGCGCAUGGAACGAACCUUUUACUUGGCCUGCACAGCCAGUAUUAUAGACCCUUAUGUCCCUCCUGAGGGUGAUGCCCGCGUGACUUCCCUGUCCAAAGAAGGGCUGAAGCAAAGAAUGGAGAAGCUGAAGCAGACUGCUGCCUCUCAGUUAGCCCUGCGGAAGGUGAAGGAUCACGAUCCAAAUUUCAGCACUAAAACUUUCCCAGAGGUGGCACAGGAGAUAUAUGUUGAAGCUCACAACAGUCUGGCAAAUUUUAACAAGCAGAAACUUCACUCCCUGGUAACAGAGCGCUGCUACCCGGACAUGGUCCGUGGCAAUAGGUACAAAACCAUCCGCUGGAGCUUCGUGGAGUCACUGGAGCCUCCACGAGUGGUUCACGUUCGAUGCACCAGCGUUGUGAACCAGGGCAACCUGUACGGGCAGGUGACGGUGCGGAUGCACACCAGGCAGACUUUGGCCAUCUAUGACCGCUUUGGGAGGCUGAUGUACGGCGGGGAAAAGCUGCCCAAGGAUGUCCUGGAAUAUGUGGUGUUUGAGAGGUACUUGGUCAACCCGUAUGGCACGUGGAGGAUGCACGGCAAGAUCGUCCCAGAGUGGGCUCCACCAAAGGACCCCAUUGUUAAGACGGUGAUGAUUCCUGGCCCAACCUUGGAUCCCUCACAAGAGUAUGAGGAAAUGAAGUAGGGAAUUCCAGAGCAGCGCAAACGGGACAAAACAGGGAAUGUGUGGAGGCAGCGGGACGGACGUAGCUGUGCCUUCAGUGAGCAGUCAGCAAACAAAGCAGCUUCAGAAAUGGACUCCGGUCACUGAGAAAUUGCCUUGAAAGUGGAGCAAGGGGGACUUGGGAGGUAAUUCACGUGAGCUCUAUGAGCUGUGGGGCUGCACUCCUGGCUGACUUCUGUGCUUGCGUGGCAAGAGCUGCUGGCAGCACACAUCUGGGCAGAUGUGAGGUAUAGGACAGACCCGGGGGAACUGUCAUUAAAGUCAGCAGCAGAAACUGCUGGUGAUUUCCUUUCCCAUCCUUCCCCAAACUGCACAGAUUUCUGGUCUUUAACAGAAGAGCAGCAAGCACGCUUUAAAUUGGUUUCUCCUGGGUGGGUGCUGCAGUUGGAGUCCCGCUGAUGGCACGCUUGUUGCCGGGCAAGCUGAAUAAGCACCUCAAUAAAACUUGUGAUUCAU
This is a messenger RNA of Gallus gallus (chicken), 1401 nucleotides long. RefSeq names its product mitochondrial ribosomal protein L45 (gene MRPL45). Lineage: Eukaryota; Metazoa; Chordata; Aves; Galliformes; Phasianidae. The record is from RefSeq and is marked provisional. Gene Ontology annotation, cellular component: mitochondrion.